This is a messenger RNA of Hypoxylon trugodes, 338 nucleotides long. RefSeq lists its product as uncharacterized. The transcript has 2 exons. Lineage: Eukaryota; Fungi; Ascomycota; Sordariomycetes; Xylariales; Hypoxylaceae. The record is from RefSeq and is a predicted model, not a curated record. The coding region runs from base 31 to 282 and encodes 83 amino acids.
GCGAGAAACUCAGAAAAGCAUGACAAACGCAUGAUUUUCUUGCUACUGCUGCUACAUAUUUCAUCUUCGGUCCCGCAGUAUAGCUAUGAUCGUCAGGACAUCUACCGUACGAAGACGAGAUUAAUUCAACUCAAUUCAAAAAACAACUAUCCGUCUUCUGCUAUUUACAGCCUUAGGAAAGAAGAGCGACAUACCAUACCCACGACCGCAGCAAUCGGAAUUACUCCCCAUCGCAAUCUGAGCUGUCAUCAUCAUAAACCCUCCGGCCCCAGAUCCACAUAAUUACCUACAUACACUCACUACCUAAAGUAGCGCAUCUGCGCUAAUUCUUGUUGACC